Messenger RNA from Durio zibethinus, 1112 nucleotides. RefSeq lists its product as uncharacterized. NCBI's taxonomy places the organism in Eukaryota, Viridiplantae, Streptophyta, Magnoliopsida, Malvales, Malvaceae. The record is from RefSeq and is a predicted model, not a curated record.
CUUUUCCGGCAUGUCUUUGAGAUUUUAAAAAAAUGUCAGGUUAUUUGAACAACAAAGACUUGUAACAUACAAGGUAACCCUACUCCAGCCCUUAGAAAACUCCUAAUUAACACGCACCAAGUUUGAGGUCAGUGGUUGAGGCAGCACCAAAAGCAUGUCCUGAAAACAUGGAUUCCUUGGAUUAACCAUGAUCCCUUUAUAACAACACCAGAUAAUCCCAAGAAAAAUUUCCUCCGCUGAUCACCACAGCAUAACCAGCAAGCUGACGAUGGCAACUUUCAUAGUCACCUUGGUUGCUCUUCUCAUGGCACUCUUCCGAUCAACAAUUUCUACAAACGUUCCUCCAAAGGAUCAAGACCUCCGCUUCGCCAUGGAAGAAAUGCAGAAGGCUAACUACUUCACCUUUGUCAUGCUGAUCAACAUGUCUCCCCUUAAUCCAAACUUUCUCGGAAAUGUCACUUUCUUGAUGCCUACUGAUCGGAUGUUGUCGAAAACAAUAAUUCCACAAAAUGCAGUUUCGAACUUCUUGCAUCGCCAUUCAAUCCCCUCUCCUUUGCUUUUUGAGCAUCUUCAACAUAUCCCAACAGGUUCGAUUCUUCCCAGUUCAAUUCCUGAGUACAUGCUCAAUAUUUCAAAUGGUGGUGGCAGGAGAAGUUUCUUCCUAAACAAUGUCAGAAUCAUCACCCCGAAUAUAUGCACUGCUGGAUCCUCCAUCCGGUGCCAUGGCAUUGAUGGGGUGUUGAGGCCAGGAAGUAAUAUAUCACCACCUACAUGCUCUGACAGCGCAGCUUCUCCAGUGGCUUCACCACCAUCACCCUCACCAGUUCCAUUUCUUCCUUUCCUCGAUGAUUUUCCUGUCCCAGCCCCGCAACCAGCUGACAGCAGCCAACACAAUUCAGGAUCUUCCCAGUUCCUAUCAGAUAGAAAACUGCUGAAAUUUAUAGGGACUCUUUUGGUAGUUUUUAUGAAUGAAUGUUUGAUAAACUAGCUAGCAAUCUUAGAUUAAAUGUUUGAAAUUUUUAAAUUAAUUUUAUUGUUUUCUUUUUCUUUUUCUCAAUCCGAAACCAAUUAAUUUGUAUAUGCAUGGUAUCAUGAAAAAUGUACCAAAAAUC